Messenger RNA from Lytechinus variegatus (green sea urchin), 1365 nucleotides. RefSeq lists its product as uncharacterized. The transcript has a single exon. Gene Ontology annotation, biological process: neuropeptide signaling pathway. The record is from RefSeq and is a predicted model, not a curated record. NCBI's taxonomy places the organism in Eukaryota, Metazoa, Echinodermata, Echinoidea, Temnopleuroida, Toxopneustidae. Bases 1 to 1365 code for a protein of 454 amino acids. Gene Ontology annotation, molecular function: neuropeptide receptor activity. Gene Ontology annotation, cellular component: membrane.
AUGUCGGACGAGCAGGUAGAUGAUUUUGAAUACGAUGACGAUGAUUUCGACUUCGAUGAAGAUGAGAUUAUCAAGCUUGUGUCGCUUGUAAUCACAUGUAUCCUCGGUGUCGUUGGUAAUGCAGUCAUACUUGUGGUAUACAAGAAGAAAAAGAAGAAAACCAGCACGGAUGUCUUGAUCGUCGCCCAGGCCAUUGUCGACGUCGUCGCCAGUGUAUUUGCGCCCAUGGUUCUCUUUAAGACAGCCUAUGCUAGUCUCGUUACCGACGGAAUUUGUGUCGUAACAGAGCUGACGGAAAACGGCAGCGCUUUUUCGUCACUCUUCCUAAUGAUGACGAUCAGUGUUGACCGAUACCUUCUUGUUUGCCGUCCACUCCGACGUCGAGUCACACUACGCAUGGCUACAAUCGCAUCGGCCCUGUGCGUUAUGGUAGCCAUAUUGAUGAUGAUGCCACGAACGAUCUACACCCGUGCCGUAAAUUCAGACCUGGAGCUAGAGGUAAAUUGCGAAUUUCCUCUAAGCCAGCGAGCUACCGUGAUUGUCUCUGUGUUGUUUCCAGUGACAUUUUUUGUUACGAUGAUGAUAACACUUACACUGUACGGCCAGAUUUACAGAUUCUUAAGAAGGCAAGCUAAGGUGCAUGCGGAAUUGGUUGCCAAUGGACCAGCGGGAACAGGCGGUCCCGCUCCCGGUGCAUCUUUAGUUCCUCUUGAUCAAGACACCGCAAACAGUAAAUUGCAUCAACAUACAAAUGAAACAGGGAUUGAACAGGACUCAGGCAGUUCUCAUAGUAACCCUGUUAUGGAAGAACAAUUAGAAGUACCUAUAGACAAGCAGAUUGACAAAUACAAAUCCACAGUUGACGUUGGCCUUAAUCAGAACCCGAUGACGACUCAGUGCACAUCUGCAGGCGUAGCAAAAGGUGCGACGUCAGCAACAAUGCAAACUAAACCUGGUAAACCCCGAGUAAGGUUCCCUGUGGCCAGGUCCGUUGCCUCCACUUCUCAGCCUCAGUCGGAAAAUUCGCAAGCGGAAGUUGUAACAGAGAAGCAGGAUGUAGCGCUGAAUCAACCCAGGAGAAGGGUGGCACAUAUCCGUGGUCGUUCCACCACUAAAAUGCUUCUCUUUAUUACCAUCUAUUUCAUCAUCACGUGGUUACCUCUCAUAAUGAUUACCCUUCUCCAGCAGCGAGUAAUUCGAAAUCUGACCACAAAUUUCAUGGCCAUCGUUAUCGGAGCAUUCGAGACGUUCCGAAGCACUAACCACGUUGUGAACAUCUUCGUUUACAGCUAUACCAACGUCCCGUUCAGAAAAGCGGCUAGGAAAUUAUUUACCCGCGAGGGACUAAAAAACAAACUAUGGUGA